Messenger RNA from Drosophila innubila, 3287 nucleotides. RefSeq names its product metabotropic glutamate receptor-like. Gene Ontology annotation, biological process: G protein-coupled glutamate receptor signaling pathway; regulation of synaptic transmission, glutamatergic. Lineage: Eukaryota; Metazoa; Arthropoda; Insecta; Diptera; Drosophilidae. The coding region runs from base 1 to 2985 and encodes 994 amino acids. Gene Ontology annotation, molecular function: group II metabotropic glutamate receptor activity. Gene Ontology annotation, cellular component: membrane. The transcript has 8 exons. The record is from RefSeq and is a predicted model, not a curated record.
AUGUGGGAAGUGUGGGAAAGAAGAUCCUUUCGGAGUGAAAGCUUAAUUCCUGUAGCCAUUUUGGCUGUGGUCUUUACAUUGUGCAGCUAUUUACCAGAUGCAGCUAAUGGCAGCCGAUCGCAGACACAGGAUACAGUGUCAGUGUCCUUGCCAGGCGAUAUAAUACUGGGUGGAUUGUUUCCGGUUCAUGAGAAGGGCGAGGGUGUAUCACCGUGCGGUCCCAAGGUCUAUAAUCGGGGAGUUCAACGCCUGGAAGCAAUGCUCUACGCCAUUGAUCGUGUUAACAAUGAUACAAAUCUACUGCCAGGCAUUACGAUAGGCGUACAUAUACUAGAUACAUGCUCUAGAGACACAUAUGCUCUAAAUCAAUCGCUACAAUUUGUCCGUGCAUCGCUGAACAAUCUGGAUACGUCCAUCUUUGAAUGCUCGGACUCUUCCAGUCCCCAUUUGCGAAGGAACACGUCAUCGGGUCCUGUGUUUGGUGUCAUCGGUGGAUCGUACAGUUCGGUGUCAUUGCAGGUUGCAAAUCUAUUACGUCUUUUUCACAUACCUCAAAUAUCGCCAGCAUCAACGGCUAAAACGCUAUCGGACAAAUCGCGCUUUGAUUUAUUUGCGAGAACGGUGCCACCAGAUACAUUCCAGUCGGUUGCCUUGGUGGACAUUAUCAAGAACUUUAACUGGUCCUACGUCUCCACAAUCCACUCGGAGGGAUCCUAUGGCGAAUAUGGCAUCGAGGCCUUUCACAAGGAGGCAACCGAGCGUCAUGUUUGCAUUGCCGCCGCCGAGAAAGUGCCGAGUGCAGCGGAUGAUAAAGUCUUUGACUCGAUUAUCAGUAAGCUAUUGAAGAAACCGAACGCUCGUGGAGUCGUACUCUUCACACGCGCCGAAGACGCCCGACGAAUUCUUCUGGCGGCCAAACGGGCUAAUCUCUCGCAACCAUUGCAUUGGGUAGCCAGCGAUGGAUGGGGCAAACAGCAGAAGCUUCUCGAAGGAUUGGAGGAUAUUGCCGAGGGUGCCAUUACUGUUGAGUUGCAGUCGGAGAUUAUUGAAGACUUUGAUCGGUACAUGGUGCAAUUAACUCCUCGCUCCAAUCAACGCAAUCCCUGGUUCGCGGAAUUCUGGGAAGAUACCUUUAAUUGUGCCCUAACCGCUAGCUCCGAAAAGUUCAAGCCCACAAGUCCGAUAAAUUCAACAAGCGAUAAACAAAAAAUACUAUGCGACGAUCGGCUAAGGCUAUCGGAGAAAGUUGGAUAUGAACAAGAAUCAAAGACGCAAUUCGUUGUGGACGCAGUCUAUGCAUUUGCUCAUGCCCUUCACAACCUGCAUAAUGAUCUGUGCACACAGAGUGAUCAAAAUGAGGGACAUGGACAGGGACAACAGAAACAUCAGCAUAGUGAAUCUGUUUGGUAUCGGAAGCCGGUCGAUAGCCACUCUCAGGCAUGUCCAGAUAUGGCUAGUUAUGAUGGCAAGGACUUUUACAACAACUACUUGUUAAACGUCUCAUUUAUUGAUCUGGCUGGCAGUGAGGUUAAGUUUGAUCGCCAAGGGGAUGGCUUGGCCAGAUAUGAUAUAUUGAAUUAUCAACGGCUCGACAACUCUUCUGUAUAUCAGUAUAAGGUGAUCGGUAAAUGGUUUAAUAGGCUUGAGCUCAAUUUGGAGACUGUUGUAUGGAACAAGGAACAGGAAUUGCCGACCUCGGCAUGUUCACUUCCCUGUAAUGCUGGCAUGAUCAAAAAGCAACAGGGGGACACCUGUUGUUGGAUCUGUGACAGUUGUGAGGCGUAUGAGUAUGUCUUUGAUGAGUUCACCUGCAAGGAUUGCGGUCCGGGUUUCUGGCCCUAUCCGGACAAGCUAUCCUGCUUUGCUUUAAACAUCCAGUAUAUGCGUUGGAAUUCCCUCUUUGCUAUCAUUCCUAUGGUUAUUGCCGUAAUCGGCAUAACGAUGACCAUUAUUGUAAUCGUGCUAUUUGCCAGAAAUCACGAUACUCCCCUCGUUCGGGCAUCUGGUCGUGAGCUGAGCUAUACUCUUCUUUUUGGCAUUCUCGUCUGUUACUGCAACACGUUUGCCUUAAUCGCAAAGCCGACAAUCGGCUCCUGUGUCCUUCAGAGGUUCGGUAUAGGAGUCGGCUUUUCUAUUAUUUACAGCGCUCUUCUCACGAAAACAAAUCGCAUCUCUCGUAUCUUUCACUCGGCAUCCAAGUCGGCACAACGACUGAAGUAUAUAUCUCCCCAGUCACAAGUGGUUAUUACAACCUCACUGAUCGCAAUACAAAUUUUGAUCACCAUGAUUUGGAUGAUUGUCGAGCCGCCAGGAACUCGAUUUUAUUAUCCCGAUCGCGCCGAGGUGAUAUUAAAGUGCAAAAUACAGGAUAUGUCCUUUCUGUUCUCCCAAUUGUACAACAUGAUACUCAUUACAAUUUGCACAGUGUAUGCUAUAAAAACGCGCAAAAUACCCGAAAAUUUCAACGAAUCUAAAUUUAUUGGAUUUACCAUGUAUACUACCUGUAUAAUUUGGUUAGCAUUUGUACCAAUUUACUUUGGUACCGGCAAUUCCUAUGAAAUCCAAAUAACAACACUGUGCAUCUCAAUUAGCUUAAGUGCUUCCGUGGCAUUGGUCUGCCUUUAUUCACCCAAGGUUUAUAUCCUUGUCUUCCAUCCGGAUAAGAAUGUGCGAAAAUUAACAAUGAACAGCACGGUAUAUCGACGAUCGGGCACUACGGCAGGCGGACAAGGACAGGGACAGGGAAUACCAACGAGUUCCGGAUAUAGCCGUACUCCACUUGGUACCACAGCUGGAACAGGAACCGGUGCAGGUGCAGGUACAAGCACAGGUGUGGGUGCUGCUACAAUAGCUGCAUCUUCUCAGAACUGUAGUCAAAACAGUCCUAGUCCCGAUCUGGACUAUAAUCAAACAGCUGUUAUUCAUAAGGAUGAAGGAGGAGGAGGAUGGAAUGGUGCCCAAACAACAACUGACAAAUGUGAAUGAGCGAUAGAAAUUGAAGAAUCGAAUCGAAAGCUAUUAAAUCGUGUAGCUAAGACUAACCACUAACUAUUAAUUAGCCCAUAAUGAUCCAUGAAAAAGGGAGUAAAUAUUUAUGCUCCUUAGUGCUUAAGCAAGUAAUAUAUAUAGUACAUAUACACGUAUUAAUAUACAAGUAUAUAUGCAUAUAUACAUUCACAGCUUUAUCUCCAUCAGAAAUUAUCAAAUAAAAAUGUUGAUCUGUGUAUUUAGUCAAACUAGUUAUUACCUACAUACAUUAAUGGCAUUAGAUCAGUUUGCAUAGUAAU